AUGUUUAACACUCCGCAGUCGUUUAGAGGACUGGAGCUGUGUUGCCCAGGCAGUUGUGUUUUUCGUGGCAUUCAAGUCCUUAAAAGCUCUCUAGGAUUCAUUGAGGCGAGCGAAAGCGGGCCAAACCAUCCGAAUGGCACUCAGCGAGUCCGUGCGAUUCCAUUUGCGACAUGUCUCGGGCAAUUGUGCAAAGUUGACGAAAACUUUGGCAUUCAAUAUGAGUGUCAAGUGGAUAUGAUGAUCCAUUACAACGUGCCGUCACCACACGAAAUGUUCAAUGCUGGCCACCUCCCAUCCGUCUGUCGUGCUCUCGUCAUGUCGUCCUGCUGCGGCCCGAUGCAUUAG
Molecule: messenger RNA, 345 nt
Organism: Haemonchus placei
Lineage: Eukaryota; Metazoa; Nematoda; Chromadorea; Rhabditida; Trichostrongylidae
Source: the annotation of a GenBank genome assembly